AUGGCAGCCCUUACUCCAGCCCAGUUGGAACUUGCUAGUUCCCUGGCACAGGACGAGUUGCCUUCGAAGUUGAAGUGCGCCAACUGUAAUAAGCUUGCGGUUAACGCUUUCCGACUGCCGUGUUGCGAGACAGCCAUCUGCGAAACCUGCCAGUCAACGCUCCCCUCCUCGUGCCCUGUGUGUGAGCAUUCGCCAGUCUCGGGCGAUGACUGUACCGUAUACAAGUCCCUGCGAACUACGAUCAGAGUUUUUUUGAAGACGGAAGAGAAGAAGCGAGAAGCAGCGCGACCAAAAAGCAACGAUUCUCCGCCGCUCACACCUGUUGAACCCACUCCGACUCCAACACCUACAGUCGCAAAGUUGCCUGCCGAAUCGACUCUCGAUGGCAAUACCACCUCAGCACCCCCUGCCGGCUCUGAAGGUUCAACUGAACAAGCUGCUUCAGCUACAGGCGAAACUAUACCCGACGCCGAGAAUCAUCAGUCAAAUGAAGACGAACCUCAACAGGUAGGCAUGAAGAAUGAAACGCUGGCCCGCGGAAGAAGCUCACAUUCGCAGGUUGAUGAAUCAUUACCUCAGCCAAAGGACCAAGACGCGAAUAAUGCUGAAGAUGAGGCCGUGGAGCCACAGGCACCCAGCGCCAGCGACCAACAAGACGAGACCACCAAUGGAGAUGAUAUGGAAGGUCAAGACUCAUCCAAACAGAACGACGAUGAUUACGAGCAAGAGUCCGGCGAUUAUUCGAACGGUGCAGGUUUUGAUGGUACAGGCAUGAAUCCCAUGCAGAUGCAAAUGAUGAUGAUGCAGAACUCAAUGAACCCAUCCUUUGGAGGGUUCCCAAUGAUGGGCAUGGGCAUGGGUAUGGACCCGAUGGCGAUACAGAACGUAAUGAUGAGUGGAGGCUUUGGGGCACAAGGCAUGAACAUGAACGGCAUGAACAUGAAUAUGGGCAUGAAUGGCUUCAAUGGUGGCAGCAAUGACUGGAACGAUCAGCAAUCCUGGCAAGAUAAUUUCAAUCCAAAUGCUACUGGCAUGGCCAACGGUGACUUUGGCAACUUUAACUCGGGCUUCCAAGGAGGCUACAAUGCAGGUAACUAUGGCCAGUUCAACGGACAAGGCAACUACCAGUAUCGAGGCAGAGGUGGCCGCGGUCGCGGCUGGCGUGGUGGCUACGGUCGUGGUGGCUACAACCAAGGCUAUCAGCGUCACUAUGGCCAACAGCAGAUGUGGAGUCAAGACAUUGCGCAGCAUCCCAGCAAUAACUUUAUGUCGCAGGAGGGCGCUGGUGGUGAAGAUGACGGAGCGCAGAAACCCGGCAACACAGAUGAGUUUGGCAGAACAGUGCCUGCGAACGGGGAGCCGGAUGCUGCGGGCCAAGAUCCCCAUGGAACGGAAGGCACUGAUAAUGUCUCCGGCGAAGAUCAUGGUGAAUCUGGCAUAGCCAAUGGUGAUGUCUCCACAGAUUCGUACUCGCGACCACAAGGCUUUUCGUAUGGUGCUGGCGCUCCCGCAGCCCCCAAUGCACCGCUGAAUGCUCCUACUGGACCCAAGGCUAUGCGCCAGGGGUUGCCAAACACCAGUACACUGCAUCUGCGCGCUCGUGGCUUCAUCCAAGAUCAUCGUCCUGCAAUUACUGAUAGCCCUGUCGUCGAGAGUCCCAUUCAGGAUGAGCGACCACGGUCGCGGAGUAGUUCUCGGCACUCCCAGCAUACACGUGACAAGACGGACCGUCUAUCUGACCAGGACAGAGAAGAUUAUGGUAAUGACAGAGACGAGAAGAGGAGCAGGGGUAAUGACAGAGAUCACGGUCGCUCUCAUUCUCGAUCUAGGAACCGAAGUCAUAGUCAGUCUCGCGAUAGGGACCACAAGGAUUCGCAGCGGAACAGAAGACAUCAGUCGGAGGCCAUCACAGAAGGCAACCGAGAUGAUGACAGCCGUAAACACAGGCAUAAAUCCCGACGGUCAACCCGAGACGACGACUACAAGAGUCGGCCCAAGGAUGACAAAUACGAGGAAAGGUCGAGGUCUGGCUCGCCAGACCGUGACCGUGAACACAGGCGUUCUGGACAUAGAAGCCAUAGGGAAAAGGAACGCGACAGCGAUCGUGAGUAUCGUAAGAAGUCAAGCCACCGUUCCCGACACGAAUACGAGCGAGAGCGAGAGCGUGACCGAGAUCGACCUCGUGAUCGAGAUAGGGACAGAGACCGGGAACGGGAGAGGGAUCGCGACAGAGACAGGGAUCGUGAUCGCGAUCGAAAAGAGCGCCGACGAGACCGUGAUCGCGAUCGGGACCGGGACGGAGAACACCGACACAGAAGCAGUCGCAAAGGUUCUCGUGAGCCUUCAGUGUCCACCGAUAUGGCAGCGAAAGAUUUCAAUCCACCUAGUGGACCUCGAGGUAGCAGCAGCAGCAUCGCUGCCAAGGGUUCCAGUUCCAUGGCUGAGUUUUCCAUCAAAGGUGCCAGUGCGAAGACAAAGUCUUCGUCGCAUCGGCGUGAUAGUGAAAUUUCGACCUCACGACGUGGUUCUCACGCCUCGACUGCUGCUGCAUCGAAGGGUGCUCCUGCUGCCCCUGCCAAAGACCCCCAUACUUUAGAGCGUGAGGCUAGAGACCGAGAGAGACUACUAAAAGAGGCACAACGGAUGGCGGGCCUUGCCGGUCUAGCUGGUCUGAAGCGAAGUCGGGAUGCUGGUGAUGAUCGUGGCGGCAGACGCAAAAAUCGUCGCGGCGAGUCUGCCUCUGAGAGUGAUGAGCAACGAAUGAGGCGUCUCGAGGCAGAAAGAGAGGGAGACCGUUGGGAUUAA
Messenger RNA from Pestalotiopsis fici W106-1, 2805 nucleotides. RefSeq lists its product as uncharacterized. The record is from RefSeq and is a predicted model, not a curated record. The coding region runs from base 1 to 2805 and encodes 934 amino acids. The transcript is spliced from 4 exons. Lineage: Eukaryota; Fungi; Ascomycota; Sordariomycetes; Amphisphaeriales; Sporocadaceae.